This is a messenger RNA of Pyricularia grisea, 2667 nucleotides long. RefSeq lists its product as uncharacterized. The coding region runs from base 1 to 2253 and encodes 750 amino acids. Gene Ontology annotation, cellular component: Rpd3L complex; Rpd3L-Expanded complex; nucleus. The record is from RefSeq and is a predicted model, not a curated record. The transcript has 2 exons. Gene Ontology annotation, biological process: regulation of DNA-templated transcription. NCBI's taxonomy places the organism in Eukaryota, Fungi, Ascomycota, Sordariomycetes, Magnaporthales, Pyriculariaceae.
AUGAAGACUGCAAGACCUACCCCGACCGGAUCUGCGGCGGCAGAAACACCGUCGGGUCGCCGCCAGCCAGUCCGACAAACGCGUACGCAUGGCUCUAGGAACACAGGCGGUGCCGCCCGAGCGGCUGGUCAGAGAGACAGUGGCGCCAGUACCGGUCUUGGUCGCGAACAGCCUGCCGAAAUAUUUCCCGGAAUUACGCAUUUUGCCGACACCAUCACGGCCCUGCCUAAGGAGCUUGUCCGGCACUUUACCCUGCUCAAGGAGGUCGAUGCUAAAAUCCACGCGCCUCAGCAAGCACUUUUUGCUGCCGCCGAGAGAACAUUGAAUGCACCUCCAUAUGACAGAUUGCAGCCACACGUUGGGUACACUGGCGAUUUUGCCUCUGACUCGACUGCACCUAAUGGCGCCGCACCGGGUACACCACAAGCAGUCGCGACCCCGUCCGGCCACGGCCUAGCGAACUCGGCUCAAUCCGACACGGAUAGUUUCGAACGGCGAAAAUUAUGGCGCGAGACUGGCCUAAAGAUACAAGAGAUGCUCUUAUCAUUGGACGAGAAGAAUCACGUCAUUUCUACCGCGGUCGACGCCUUGAACAAACAGCUCAGCAGGAUUGACAGUGUUUGGCCGCAUCUCAUGGAAGAGUUCAGUGACGAGGCAAAGUGGGGAAGCAGUACACAUUGGGCAUAUCCCGAGAACAAGGCAGACAAGGCUGGUCGUGCUUUGAAUAAUGCCCAGGCUGAAAGAUCCCGCCGCGAGGGUGCUGCCAGCCUUUCGGCCGCAGCCCAACAAAUUGCAGAGGAGGCUGCUGCCAGAAGCGAUGCUCGGAAACAAGCCGUGGCAGCCAAGAAGGAGAAGAGCAAUAGAGUUCAGGCAGCCCAUGAUUCAGACGCGGAAGAUCAGGACCCCAAAUCAAGACCGGAGUCGACUAGGAAGCCUGCCACGAGCAGCAAAAGCAGAAAACCGGCGGCGGCGGCGGCGGCGGCAGUGACGGAGUCUCCAACACCAGUUGGCUUGGGCAUUGCGAACGCUUCGCCUGCAGUCAAUAACUCGGCCUCCAAGCGGCGCAAGGUUGAGAAGCCAAACAACACCAAUGGCGGGGCGCCGAUGGAGCGUGCAAUGAGUAGCGUAUACGGAAAUACCACGGCAAAGCCGAAGACAACUAGUCCUCGUGAGACGCCUGCGCCGGAAGGACCUACCACCAAGAAGCGCAAGGCGCUGCCAACAGCGGGCAAUCAGUCCAAGAAAAGGUUCGGUUAUCCACAUGCCACCAAGACUUUACCCAGCAGAGUUUUAAUACUGACGAGCAUGAGCCGCAGCAGAAAUGGCGUCGGCAACUCUCCCUCGGUUGCCUCCUCUCCUGUUAUCAGUAACUUUCCAGAGCCAGUUGUGAAAGCAGCACGCAACUCGCCAGUUCCUAUCCCAACUCCCAUCACUCGAGCACCAACCACAUCACGCGCAAAAGUUGUACCACAAACCAAUAGUGAAAACGGGCGUCAAAGACCCCCUUCGUCGGCCUCGAACAAGCCUAACGGGAUUACAACCACGCCCAUCGAACCUCCAGUACACACAAAUGGGGUCCGAGUCUCAACCGAACCAAAGCCAGUUCGUGAGACCCCAGUGGUGGCACCAAUCCCUAAAGUAGAAAGCCAGAAGCCGGAUGUUGUCGUUGAGUCGACAACCGCAAUUCCACCGCCGAUAAUACCACCGCAGCAACCAAAGAAGGAACCUGCAAUCAAACCCAACGAUACUUCGCGUCAGGGAUCUAAGGAAACGACGCCCUCGGCACACGGAGCGAAUACGACACCAGCUGCCCCCACGGUGACUACAAAGAGUGGGCGCGCGAGUAAACCAUCCACGCCUGCUUUGGGUAACUUUCCAGACAACGUGCGUGCUCGGCCGUCACGGACUUCGGGGGCGGCAAACGCGACAACCAAGCGGAGCCACAAGAAAGGUGCAGCAGCUGCGGCCAAGGCAAAUGUGGCAGCUCAAGCUUCCACAAAAGUGGGCGGUGACAUGACCGCGGGCUCCAAGGAAGACGAUGAUGAUGAUGACGAGGUUGAGAUCACAUAUUGCUAUUGUGAUCAGCCCAGCUACGGUGAAAUGAUAGCAUGCGACAACAGAGAUUGCGCGUAUGAGUGGUUUCAUCUUCCUUGCGUGGGUCUCAAGGCCGCGCCCAAGGGUAGUGUGAAAUGGUAUUGCAAAUACUGCAAGAGGAAUAUGGGAAUUCCGGAUGAUGAACAUGUUGGUGUCUAGGCUUCGAUAUGGAAGGAGAGCGUACUCAUAAGCCUACAUCUGAUCCAGCUCGUGCUCUAUACUAUCCUUCUUGUAUAAUGGUUUCGUCGUCCAGUUUGGGUUGUGUUGGGGGCCAGGGGUCAGUUGGCGUGGCGUUCGCCCGUGUAAGAUAUAGCACAGCAUGACCAGAGCUGUCCAACCUAAUCCUGGACGCUGUGUUUUAUACAAAUGAUAUAAUGGUCAUGGAUCACUGGCAUACAGUCUCGGUCUCAUUCCUUGCAAUGCCUUGAUAAGUCAUCAAACUGCCUUCGUGGAAAGAGGCUCGGCAAGAUGUUUCAUGGAGUGGGUGAGUAUCAUCCAAGAAACGAAGGAGCAUGACAUUUUGGUUCGUGCUUUUGGACAGAAAAGUCUUAGUAGCUUUGCAGAAAAAGUCCC